Molecule: messenger RNA, 1011 nt
Organism: Trichoderma asperellum CBS 433.97
Lineage: Eukaryota; Fungi; Ascomycota; Sordariomycetes; Hypocreales; Hypocreaceae
Source: RefSeq, a predicted model, not a curated record
AUGCUUGCAAUGCGUUUUCGAGCCCCUCGACUGCUGAGUCGGGGUAUGGCCACAGUUUCUUCAGCAACAAAAGCUGCUUCAUCUCCUGGUCUUCACUGGCCGGCUGUGGUUCGCCCCAGUGCCAGUGAGAUCAAGAAUUCUAGACUCGACGAGCGUAGUCUGGAAAAAGCAGUGCGGCACAUCCAUCAAGAUGGUCUUGUAGUGAUUGAAGAUGUCGUGCCUCACGAAGACAUUGAUCAGCUCAACACCAAGAUGGUAGAAGAUGCCCGCGUGCUCCAAAAUAUGGGAGACAAGGGACCAUUUAACUACAACCAAGGAAAUUUACAGCAAGAUGCGCCUCCUGUUGCGGAGUUUUUCUACCCAUCAAUAUUCACAAACCCUAUUGCGACACAGAUUACUUCAGCCGUCCUUGGGCCUCGGCCAAAGUGGACAUUCUGCUCUGCCAACGCAGCCAUGCCUCCUCUCCCGGGCGCAUCUCCUCAGCGCCAACCAGUGCACUCAGAUGCUGACUUUGCGCAUCCUUCGCAUCCUUUCGCCCUUGUCGUCAAUGUCCCACUAGUAACUAUGACCCCGGAAAACGGUUCAACUGAGCUCUGGCUCGGAACACACCAGACUGACAUUACCUUUCAAGAAGGCGCACAUGGAGAGCGAGCAAGUGGUCGCAUUAAGGAGAAUCACCUGCGUGAUCGAGAGGCGAUUCGCCCGCCGGUCCAACCCAUCGUGAAGAAGGGUUCAAUCGUGUUGCGAGACCUUAGGUUAUGGCAUGCUGGUAUGCCGAACCCCUCUGACCAAGUCCGGAUUAUGCUGGCCAUGAUCCAUUUUGCUCCAUGGUAUAGGAAUACUAUGAAGCUGGAAUUUGGAGACAAUUUGAAACCCGUUCUGGAGAAGCUUGACCAACAGGGCCAGCUAGGGCUGGAUAUUCCAGUGGAUUGGGUUAGUCGUGAAGAGGCCAUGCAAGGCUAUCUGAAUCGCGGCUUCGGGAACAGUUAUGACUUUAAUCAGACUCCUUGA